This is a messenger RNA of Guillardia theta CCMP2712, 627 nucleotides long. RefSeq lists its product as hypothetical. The transcript has a single exon. Lineage: Eukaryota; Cryptophyceae; Pyrenomonadales; Geminigeraceae. The record is from RefSeq and is a predicted model, not a curated record. Bases 1 to 627 code for a protein of 208 amino acids. Gene Ontology annotation, molecular function: protein binding.
AUGGAGGAGGGCGAAGAGGAGACGGUUUACUUCGAUGACUUUGACGAAUGGCGGGGAGCAAAGGCGCAUGACAUGCGGCCUGGCGGAAGCAACAUGGUGCUGACCGGCUGUCAAGCCACUUGCAGCAUUGAGCACCUUCGCAUUCUUGCGACAAAACCAUUCAUCUGCUGCGGUUUCAUUGCCCGGCUGUUCAACUAUGGUUCAUUGGAAUCGCUGGCAAGUGAUGAUCUCAUGGGGCUCAAAGCAAAGCUUCAGGAUGCAGUAGUGAAAGAUCCAUACGAUAAAGAAUCAUGGAACAACCUUGGUCGAGUUCUUCACCUCUUUGGCGACCGUGAGGGUUGUUUACAAUGCUUCGAAGAGGCAAUUCGUAUCGAUCCGAAAGAUCCAAGCCUUUUGCACAAUGCGGGUGUUGCAGCUGAAAGUUUCAAGAGCUUUGAGAAAGCUGAACGAUUCUAUGCGAAAGCUGUCAAGGUACAAAGCGAUUUCGUCCCAGCCAGAAUCAACAGAGCCAUGCUUCUUCUACACCUCUUCAACGACGUAGUCCAGCCCAUCAAGGACUUGAACGAAGUAUUCGAACAUCUGAAUAUGAAAUUGACUUACCUGAUUAUUAGGUUUUGGAAUUUUUGA